This is a messenger RNA of Engraulis encrasicolus (European anchovy), 1589 nucleotides long. Its product is annotated as tripartite motif-containing protein 16-like. Gene Ontology annotation, molecular function: protein binding; zinc ion binding. The transcript is spliced from 6 exons. The record is from RefSeq and is a predicted model, not a curated record. Bases 51 to 1589 code for a protein of 512 amino acids. Lineage: Eukaryota; Metazoa; Chordata; Actinopteri; Clupeiformes; Engraulidae.
UCUGCUGCUACUUCUCGGUGUGUGAAGUUGCUGUUUGGAAGAUUUACAAAAUGGCGUCAGCGUCUUCUCAGGAGGAAGAUUCCUUCACUUGUCCAGUCUGUCUGGACUUGUUGGGGGAUCCAGUGACUAUUCCUUGUGGACAUAAUUUCUGUAUGAGGUGCAUUAAGAACUGUUGGGAUCAGGAGGAUAGUAAAGGAGAAUACAGCUGCCCCCUGUGCAAAGACACCUUCAACUCCAGGCCUGUCCUCCGCAAAAACCGUCUGAUGGCUGAAAUGGUGGAGAAGUUCGGGAAGACCAGCAUCCAAGCUGCUGCUCCUGCUCGCUGUUAUGCUGGACCUGGAGAUGUGGCAUGUGACGUCUGCACCGGUAGAAAAUUCAAAGCUGUGAAGUCAUGUCAAGAGUGUCUGCUGUCGUACUGUGACACUCACCUAAAAGCCCACAAUGAACUUGUAGGUAGAAAUCACACCAUAAUCGAUGCCACAGGCCAACUACAGGAGAGGAUCUGCCCCCGUCAUAAGAAGGUUUUUGAGAUAUUCUGUCGCACCGACCAGAGUUGCAUCUGCUAUCUGUGUACGAUGGACGAUCAUAGAGGCCACGACACUAUCACAGCUACAGCGGAGUGGAGUCAUCAAAAGGAGGGGUUGGGGCAGAGCCAGAGGAGAUGCCAGCAGAUAAUCCAGUUGAAGGAGAAGGAGCUGCAGGAGCUGAGGAAAGCUGUGGAGACUCUAAAGUCUGGUGCGCAGACAGCAGUGAAGAAGAGUGAGAGGAUGUUUGCUGAGAUGAUCCGCUCCAUUGAGAGAAGGCGCUCUGAGGUGACAAAGCUGAUCAGAGCUCAGGAGAAGGCUGAGGUGAGUCGAGCUGAAGGACUCCUGAAGCGACUGGAGCAGGAGAUUGCUGAGCUGAAGAGGACAGAUGCUGAGAUGAAGCAGUUUUCACUGACACAGGAUCCCAUCCAUUUCCUCAAGAACAUCAGUUCCAUCCCUGAGAGUCCUUACAGCACGGUUUCCUUUAUCUCUUAUGGCCGGGCUCUUAUUGCUGACCCAGUUACCAGAGAGGACUUCAUGAAGUAUUCCUGUCACUUCACUCUGGAUCCAAACACAGCACACACAUGCCUCCAUCUGUCUGAGGGGAACAGAAGGGUGGAGACCAGAAAUGAGUACCAGUCAUAUCCUGAUCAUCCAGACAGAUUUGAUUGGUGGCCUCAGGUGCUGUGUAGAGAGGGUGUGUCUGCACGCUGCUACUGGGAGGUUGAGUGGUGUGGAGAGUUUGUUAAAAUAGCAGCGUCGUAUAAAAGCAUCAUCAGUAAAGGAGGGGGUAAUGAGUGUGGGUUUGGAUGUAAUGAUCAGUCCUGGAGUCUGGACCUCUGGAGCUCCAGCUCCUCUUUCUGGUAUAAUAACGAACAGACCGAACUCCCUCUAGUGGCCAGCUCCAGAAUAGGAGUGUAUGUGGAUCACAGGGCAGGAACUCUGGCCUUCUACAGCAUCUCUGGAGACACAAUGACCCUCCUGCACAGAGUCCACACCACAUUUACACAGGCACUCUACCCUGGGUUUUAUUUAAAUUCUCAAUCAUCAGCAAAGUUGUUGUGA